AUUCUGUACUGUGGCUCUACACACCCCGAGAGCACAGGCAGCCUCUGUGCUCCAGGACCAUCUGCAAAUAAAAUCUCCAGCACUCUGCUGUACCACUCCUGUUGAGCUGGGGUUUAAAAACUGGAAAAAAACAAAACAGGACACACAAGAAUAGUCAGAAAAAGUGGCAUCUCAUUCCUCAUUUUGUCCAUUGCUCCUAUCUUUCACUGGUCUAAACUUGGCAGGAUGUUUUGGGGGUUUAUACUGAGAAGUUGACAAAUUUCUGCAUUCUUUCAUCUUACUUAUUUUGGGUCUUUUUCUGCUGUUGCAGUAUUUUGGAGGAUGUUACUUUGUGGGUUGGUUAUAAAGUGGAAGUUUGGAAAGUAAAAUAUAGGACUUAAUUUAAAUUUAAUUUGUGUAUCAAUUUGUUUUGGAGAAAAGGGAAGAAAACUGGAGUUUUUUUGGCUUUGACUACUUUGAAAUUCUGCAACGUGGAGGAGCUGGAAAAAAUUUGAAGCAGAGUCCUUUGCCAGCAUGAUUGAUGUCUGACCCAAGCUGAUAUAUCUCCGGAAAAUUUGAUAGACAAACACUCCUUAUAUCCACUGACCUGCAAUGGAUACUGUUUCUGAAUUUGUUACCGAGCCAAUUGGUAUGAUGUCACAGACUUCUGCGGCGAGUGAAACCCAGUGUUACUAUAAUGAAACAAUUGCUUUCUUUUACAAUCGUAGUGGGAAAUAUCUAGCCACAGAAUGGAAUACUGUCAGCAGGCUGGUGAUGGGACUUGGAAUCACUGUGUGCAUAUUCAUAAUGUUAGCAAAUUUACUGGUUAUGGUGGCUAUUUAUGUAAACCGCCGUUUCCAUUUUCCUAUUUAUUAUUUAAUGGCCAACUUGGCCGCAGCAGACUUUUUUGCGGGACUAGCAUAUUUUUACUUAAUGUUCAACACGGGACCCAACACUAGAAGGCUAACUGUGAGCACGUGGUUGCUUCGCCAGGGUUUAAUUGACACUAGCCUGACUGCCUCAGUAGCAAACUUGCUCGCAAUUGCCAUUGAAAGGCACAUUACAGUGUUUCGAAUGCAGCUGCACACCAGGAUGAGCAACAGAAGAGUGGUUGUGGUGAUCGUUGUUAUCUGGACUAUGGCUAUCGUGAUGGGUGCAAUACCAAGCGUAGGAUGGAACUGCAUUUGUGACCUUGAGCACUGUUCAAAUAUGGCACCACUCUACAGUGACUCCUACUUGGUAUUCUGGGCAAUUUUCAAUCUGGUUACUUUUUUGGUCAUGGUUGUGCUCUACGCACAUAUCUUUGUUUACGUUCGACAGAGGACUAUGAGAAUGUCUCGGCAUAGUUCUGGUCCCAGAAGGAAUCGCGAUACCAUGAUGAAUCUUCUCAAAACUGUAGUCAUUGUCCUAGGGGCUUUCAUAGUUUGUUGGACUCCUGGACUGGUUCUUCUGUUACUUGAUGUCUGCUGCCCACAAUGCAAUAUCCUUGACUAUGAGAAGUUUUUCCUACUGCUGGCUGAAUUCAACUCUGCUAUGAACCCCAUAAUCUACUCAUACAGAGACAAGGAGAUGAGCGCCACAUUCAAACAGAUUCUCUGCUGCCAGCGCACGGAAAAUACCAAUGGCCCUACAGAGGGGUCUGAUAGAUCUGCUUCCUCUCUCAACCACACCAUACUGGCCGGUGUCCACAGCAAUGACCACUCUGUUGUUUGAAAAGUACAUAAUGGGCUAAGCCCCCAGACCCUGAUGGGACUCGUCUUCACAGCUUAAAGCUGCCUUGUCAGCAUAUGGUUAGGAGUCAAAAUAACAAACACUUAUUAUUAUUAUUAUUAUUUUCAAACACUAACUACUCCGACAUUUGCUGAAAUCAGAUGAACUAAAGUGAUUGUCAGACACAGAUGAAUCUGAUUCUAAAAGUAUUGAUUUAUGUGCAAAUAACAACUGUCCAAACCAUCCAAUUUUUCAACUGCCAUUUCCUUCUUAAUUUUUUUUUUUUUAAUAAAUGUAUUUCAUUUAAUAAAACAUAAUUUUGUCUGUUCCAUCUGCAUGCCAGUGAUGGAUGUUAUCUUUGGAGUGAAUUGGUAACACUUGUUUAGCUGCACUGCCUUAAAGUAAAAAAGGAAAUAGAUAUUUUUCUAAUAUAAGCAACAGAAAACGUUUUUAGUUGUGUGUUUAGUCUUUCUCCGUUAUAUGAAGGUUUUAUAUUGUAUAUUUUUUUCUUUUGUACUUGUUCCUAGGUGAGAGGCAUUUUUAUAUGAUUUGAAGCAAAUAAGUAAAGCCUGUAAUAUAAAAAAAAACAUCUAGUUUUUGAAGUCAACAUGAUGAGAUAAAUCAAUAACAAAGCAUAACUUUC
Messenger RNA from Bombina bombina (fire-bellied toad), 2332 nucleotides. RefSeq names its product lysophosphatidic acid receptor 1 (gene LPAR1). NCBI's taxonomy places the organism in Eukaryota, Metazoa, Chordata, Amphibia, Anura, Bombinatoridae. Bases 592 to 1692 code for a protein of 366 amino acids. Gene Ontology annotation, biological process: neurogenesis; phospholipase C-activating G protein-coupled receptor signaling pathway. Gene Ontology annotation, molecular function: lysophosphatidic acid receptor activity. Gene Ontology annotation, cellular component: membrane. The record is from RefSeq and is a predicted model, not a curated record. The transcript is spliced from 4 exons.